Molecule: messenger RNA, 580 nt
Organism: Cloeon dipterum
Lineage: Eukaryota; Metazoa; Arthropoda; Insecta; Ephemeroptera; Baetidae
Product: neurogenic differentiation factor 1-like
Exons: 3
Coding region: 117-569 (150 amino acids)
Biological process (GO): positive regulation of transcription by RNA polymerase II; sensory organ development; axon development
Cellular component (GO): nucleus
Molecular function (GO): protein dimerization activity; E-box binding; DNA-binding transcription factor activity, RNA polymerase II-specific
Source: RefSeq, a predicted model, not a curated record
UAACAAACAGCAAAUACAGAUGCGGCCAGCCCUCGGCGUUGAACGCAUCUGUGUCGACGAAACGAAAAGGAGAGCAGACAGCCAGGCACCUGUUGCACGGCACGCGCGCAGGACGCAUGGAGCAGCACGGAGCAGGAGUUAGGACGAACGGAAAGCUCCGCACCAGGAGGAGCAAGGCCAACGCCCGCGAGAGGCACAGGAUGCACGCCCUCAACGCAGCCCUCGACAGACUACGCAGUUGCAUGCCGGUGCAGUGCAAGUCUCACAAGCUGUCCAAGAUCGAGACGCUGCGUCUGGCGCGCAACUACAUCGUGGCGCUCUGGGCGGUGGUGCAGGGCGCCGACGACCCGCUGACAUUCGCACGCACCCUUUCGCAGGGCAUCAGUCAGUCAACGUGCAACCUGAUUGCCAAUUCGCUGCACGCCAGCCUGCGACACCUGCGCCUCAACGACCGGGAGGACGCCCCCCUGCUCAUUGUCAGCAGUCUUGAUGAGCCGCAGGACAAGCAGGAUUUGCCCGCGCCCUUCUGCGCCAACCCUUUGGACGCCUUCAUGUACGACUGGUCGUGAUCUAUUUUUGU